Molecule: messenger RNA, 686 nt
Organism: Meloidogyne enterolobii
Lineage: Eukaryota; Metazoa; Nematoda; Chromadorea; Rhabditida; Meloidogynidae
Source: the annotation of a GenBank genome assembly
AUGGUUGAAGAAUACGAACCUCAAUUAGAUUAUUUAACUGGACAAAAUUAUGGUGAAAAUAUUUUGAUGGAAGAGGACGAAUUUCUUUUUACUCCAUAUGCAAUGAGUGGAGGGCAGAUGGAAUUUAUAGAAAAUAAUUGGGAAGUGAAGAAAAUAAAUUCAGAAAAAAUUUUUGACUGCUAUGAAAACAAUGGAAAUAAUCAAUCUAUUGAGAUAAUACAUCCAUAUCAACAGAUAUGAUUAAAAGAAUGAUAGGUAUUUUAAAAGGAUGAUAGAUAUGAUUAAAAGGAUGAUUUUUCGAGAGGUUCCUAUUGUUGAGGAGGGGGGGGGGGUUGGAAAUUUUUUGACUCAAAAAGGGAAAUGUGGAUAUUUAAACUCUAAAAUUCCCCAACCUUAAAAGAUAGGUCCUACCCUAAUUUUCGAGGGUUUCUUUAUUUUAUUUGGGGGUUUGAUCCUUUUAGAAUUGAACUUGGUCUGUUUUUUAGUUUCUUGGUUAACCCAUAUCCACUGAAAUGCUUUUUAAAUUUACUCCAAUUCUCUUCAAUAUUAAUAGACCUUUUAUUAAAUUCUUUAAAUCAUUUACUCACCCAUUCAUUUACCUACCCUUUUUGUACUUUUUUAUUCCAAUUCUUGUUAUUUUCUAAAAACUUCUCUUCACUAUAUUCUUAUCUUCACUCCUUUAUUUC